AUGUCAAGAUUACCAUUGAUAGCAGAUGAAGAAAAGGAAAGUCAGUAUGGAUAUGUGCAUGCUGUUUCUGGUCCAGUGGUUACAGCUGAAAAAAUGUCUGGAUCUGCCAUGUACGAAUUGGUGCGAGUUGGCUAUUAUGAAUUAGUUGGUGAGAUUAUCCGUUUGGAGGGGGACAUGGCUACUAUUCAGGUUUAUGAAGAAACCUCUGGUGUAACUGUUGGAGACCCCGUACUGAGAACUGGCAAACCCCUUUCUGUUGAACUUGGACCAGGUAUUAUGGGUUCCAUCUUUGAUGGUAUCCAGCGUCCUUUGAAGGAUAUUUGCGACUUGACAGAAAGCAUAUACAUUCCUAAGGGUGUGAAUGUUCCAGCUCUCUCCAGAACAAUUCAGUGGGAUUUCAAUCCAGUCAACAUCAAGUUGGGAUCCCAUUUAACUGGCGGAGACAUCUAUGCAUUGGUUCAUGAGAAUACAUUGGUGAAACAUAAAAUGCUGCUACCACCAAAAGCGAAGGGUACUGUUACCUACAUUGCAGAGCCUGGCAACUACACUGUUGAUGAUGUAGUAUUGGAAACUGAGUUUGAUGGAGAGCGCACCAAAUUCACUAUGUUGCAAGUCUGGCCAGUACGUCAGUCCAGACCAGUAAGCGAAAAAUUGCCAGCAAACCAUCCACUUCUUACAGGACAACGUGUGCUGGAUUCUCUGUUCCCAUGUGUACAAGGAGGUACUACUGCUAUUCCUGGUGCCUUUGGUUGUGGUAAAACUGUAAUUUCCCAAUCGCUUUCUAAGUACUCCAACAGUGAUGUCAUCGUCUACGUAGGCUGCGGAGAAAGAGGUAAUGAGAUGUCCGAAGUAUUGAGAGAUUUCCCGGAGUUGACAGUGGAAAUUGGCGGUGAGACAGAGUCCAUCAUGAAGCGUACAGCCCUGGUAGCUAACACUUCUAACAUGCCUGUCGCCGCUCGAGAGGCCUCCAUCUACACCGGCAUCACUCUGUCCGAAUAUUUCCGCGAUAUGGGCUACAACGUGUCCAUGAUGGCCGAUUCUACCUCCCGUUGGGCAGAGGCGUUGAGAGAAAUUUCUGGUCGUUUGGCUGAAAUGCCCGCCGAUUCUGGAUACCCAGCCUACUUGGGUGCACGGCUAGCCUCUUUUUACGAACGUGCUGGUCGCGUCAAGUGUCUAGGUAAUCCAGACAGAGAAGGCUCUGUGUCGAUUGUAGGAGCUGUAUCUCCUCCUGGUGGGGACUUCUCUGAUCCUGUCACUUCUGCUACUUUAGGUAUUGUACAAGUAUUCUGGGGUUUGGACAAAAAACUUGCCCAACGUAAACAUUUUCCCUCCAUCAACUGGCUGAUUUCAUAUUCUAAAUAUACUAGAGCUUUGGAUGACUUCUAUGACAAAAAUUUCACUGAAUUCGUUUCUCUCAGAACCAAGGUCAAGGAAAUUCUCCAGGAGGAAGAAGAUCUAUCCGAAAUCGUCCAGCUGGUCGGCAAAGCGUCCCUGGCCGAGGCCGAUAAGAUCACCCUUGAAAUCGCCAAACUCCUGAAGGAGGAUUUCCUGCAACAAAACUCGUACUCGUCCUACGACAGAUUCUGCCCUUUCUACAAAACCGUCGGCAUGCUAAAGAACAUGAUCGGCCUUUACGACAUGGCCAGACACGCGGUCGAAUCGACGGCUCAGUCUGAGAACAAGAUCACUUGGAACGUGAUCAGGGACUCGAUGAGCAAUAUCCUGUACCAGCUGAGCAGCAUGAAGUUCAAGGAUCCGGUUAAAGAUGGCGAGGCCAAAAUCAAGGCCGAUUUCGACCAGUUGUACGAAGAUAUACUGGGCGGUCCCGAAAUUGGGGUGAUUGAUGAAAUGAUCUUCAAUGAGACAUAA
This is a messenger RNA of Phaedon cochleariae (mustard beetle), 1869 nucleotides long. The record is from the annotation of a GenBank genome assembly. NCBI's taxonomy places the organism in Eukaryota, Metazoa, Arthropoda, Insecta, Coleoptera, Chrysomelidae.